Molecule: messenger RNA, 1110 nt
Organism: Malurus melanocephalus (red-backed fairy wren)
Lineage: Eukaryota; Metazoa; Chordata; Aves; Passeriformes; Maluridae
Product: cilia- and flagella-associated protein 45-like
Exons: 8
Coding region: 1-1110 (369 amino acids)
Source: RefSeq, a predicted model, not a curated record
AUGGAGGGCAUUCCCCAGGAGAAGCCCCAACCGUGUCUGAUCAUUGGGGAAAAGGAAUACGAGAGGAUCAAGGAAUCAGCUCAAGCCCCAGCUGAGGAGGAGCGUAGGGACAGGGUGAAAAACCUGACAGCCAGACAGGACGCUGCUUUUGAAGCCCUGAAAAAAGCCCAGAUUGAGAAGCAGAGAAAGGCAGAAGAGCAGGAUAAGAGGCACCAUCAAAAAGAACUGGAGGAGGAGAAGGAGGAGAGGCAGAAGCUGCUGCAGAGGGCGGCGAGGAUGAGGCUGGAGCAGGAUGAAGAGAUGCGGGAACUGAACGCGAUAUUCCUCAACGCCAAGUGCAACAUGAUCCGGGACAAGCAAGUGCUGGAGAAGCGCAUGAUCCACAAGGAGCUGGCGGAGGAGGAGCUGCGCCUGGACAAGAUGAUGGAAAUGGAGCGCGAGAAGGGCAUAGAGAUCCAGGAGGAGCUGGAGCGCCGCAAGAGGGAGGAGCUGAUCAGAGCCAGGCAGGACAUUGUCAAACAGAUGAAGAAGAACGCGGAGGAGCGGGUGCUGAGGACUGAGGAGAAAUUCGAGGAGGGUCAGAAGCUUCUGGAGCACGUGGAGCAGAUGAGGAAGGAGGAUCAGAAGGCCUGGGAGAAGAAACUGGAGCGACAAAGGCAAAUCCACGCCGAGAUCAAACAUUUCAACAUGGAGAGCCAGCGGAUGCAGGAUGAGCAGCGGGAGCGGGAAAGGCAGGCGGAACAGCGGGCCCUGGAGCAGCAGCGGGAGAAAGCUGAGCGCGAGGCUGCCUGGGAGGCGGAGCAGCAGCAGAUCCGCCUGGAGAAGGAGAAGGAGCUGGCCCGGCUCAGGACCAUGCAGGAGAAGGCCCAGGACUGGAAGGCAGAGCAGACCCCUGCGACUCACAGACCCCUUGGCCCUGGCACUGAUAUCURUGGAUUCUUGGACCGCAGAGACCCCUGGAGCUCUGAGAAUAACCGUGAGGCCCACGGCAACAACGCAACCCCUCCUCCAUUCCUCAACAAGUGCCCCCGUUCCCAUGGCAACACUAAAUUCCCGCGCCCACAGCUGGACUACAUUUCCCAUCAUACCCCGCGCCUCUGUGCGCGCUAA